AGAACUCGCCCUCAAUCUGACACAUGGUCACUCUGACAAAAAAUUGAACACCAGCCGAAAUUGAUUUUUCGCUGCGACUCAUCGAAACUGAAACUGAAAGCCUGGGACUACAAAUUCUUCUGAACCGAACUCGAGAACUUUGUUUAUUGGCAGUAACAAGAAAAAAUUAGAAUGACAACCUCGCAGGUAGAUCAGAAGCGUGCCCUCAAUAAGCUGAAGCACGACCUGGAACCUUUCCGGACGGCAAUCGUGGGUGCUUACGGAGUGCUAACCUGGGAGAAGCAGUACUACGCCGGAGUGGUGUUUGGGGGAAUCAGCGUGUUAUACCUGGUGCUCUGGUACCUGGACCUCUCCCUGAUCACACUCCUUUCGCUUCUGGCCCUGCUGAGAAUCGUGCUCGACUACGUCUUCCCAGCCGUCUCACGGCUGUUGUUCGGCGGCAUAAACUGGGAUGGCGACCAGGAGGCAAAGUUCGAGGAUGUUUGCGGUCAGGUGUGCAGCCUUAAGGCGAACAUAGUGAUGUGGUACGAGUACCUGUUCAAGGAGCGCAAGUCCACAGUGUUUGUGAUCAUCAUCAGCUUUGGACUGUUGGCACUUGCCUGGAUCGGGGCCAUCAUCAACAACCUUUUGCUGAUGUAUCUGGCCACUUUGCUGAUCGCCAUGUGGCCGGGAUUGCAGGACAAGGACGUCUUUAAAGCCAUCACCCAGAAGGUCUCAAAGAUUAUCAAUGAGAAGAUCCAGUGCGGAAAGCGGAAGAUUCAGUAAAAAUCCGUAAUUCAAAUCUCAAACAAAAAUAACUCUCAACUCACCUCAUUCGACCAAAAAUAUUACGAUACCUAAGUCAUCAACUUGCCAUCAUGCACAGCGCAUACACAAAAACAACACCAUUUACAAAAUUAAAAUUUUGAGCAUUGCAUUUCAACUAUGUAAUAUCAUAUUAUAUAAGUGCAGCAGAAUAAUGAAGGAAUUUUCAUUGCAUCACUAGCAAAUCCCCAUCAUCCCCAUCAAUCCUAUUCCUAAGUUUUAACAUGUAAAAGCAAAGAAAUAUCGGGGCGAUUUGUACGGAGAGAGAAAAGGAAAGCGCAACAAAAGACAUUUUUGUGAUUAUUUUGUGAGUUAAUUAAAAUUUAUGAUAAUCCCGAGUAAGAUACAAAAGAACUUAAGCGUUUAAUGGACUAUAUUUAAAUAAAAGAUUUCAACUGAAUAGAUAAAAUA
Molecule: messenger RNA, 1215 nt
Organism: Drosophila ananassae
Lineage: Eukaryota; Metazoa; Arthropoda; Insecta; Diptera; Drosophilidae
Gene: Arl6IP1
Product: ADP-ribosylation factor-like protein 6-interacting protein 1
Exons: 3
Coding region: 172-765 (197 amino acids)
Source: RefSeq, a predicted model, not a curated record